AUGAGUAAUCAUCCGGAGUCUUCUGAGUCUAAUCUGACGGAAUUUCUUUACUUUCUUUUGAACAGAAAGGGAGGCAAAAAGGACUUCUCGACGGCGAUCUUGGAUAGGAAAAAGGCUCCGAAUCGCCUGAUUGUUGAUGAAGCAGUUACCGAUGAUAACUCUGUCGUCUCGCUCCACCCUACGACCAUGGAGAAGCUCAAGUUUUCCCGUGGAGAUACAAUUUUGGUUAAGGGGAAGAAAAGAAAGGAUACAGUAUGCAUUGCUUUUGAUGAUGAGUCAUGUGAAGAACCAAAGAUAAGGAUGAACAAAGUUGUAAGGUCGAAUUUGAGGGUUCAUCUUGGCGACAUUGUAUUUGUGCACCAGUGUCCUAAUAUCAAAUAUGGAAGCCGCGUGUUUAUAUUACCAAUUGACGACACAAUAGAGGAUCUCACUGAUGAUCUUUUUGAUGGUUUUGUUAAGCCUUACUUCUCUGAAGCAUAUCGCCCUGUGAGAAUGGGGGAUCAUUUUCUCGUUAGAGGGGAGAUAAGAAAUGUGGAAUUUAAAGUUAUAAUGACUGAUCCUGCAGAGUAUUGUAUUGUUGCUCCUGAUACUGAGAUAGUCUGUGAAGAUGAGCCUUUGAAGAGAGAAGAUGAGGAUAGGCUGGAUGAGGUUGGCUAUGACGAUGUGGGUGGCAUUAGGAAGCAAAUGGCUCAGAUUCGAGAAUUGGUGGAAUUACCACUGAAGCGCCCUCAACUUUUCAAAUCAAUUGGUGUGAAACCUCCCAAAGGGAUUUUGCUUUAUGGACCUCCUGGUACUGGUAAAACCUUGAUCGCCAGAGCUGUUGCCAACGAAACCGGUGCAUCCUUCAUUUUGAUUAAUGGACCAGAAAUAAUGUCCAGCCUGGCUGGGACGAGUGAGAGCAAUUUGAGAAGUGCAUUUGAGCAGGCUGAAGACAAUGCCCCAUCAAUUAUUUUUAUUGAUGAGAUUGAUUCGAUUGCACCCAAGCGAGAGAAGAGCCAUGUUGAAGUAGAAAAGAGGGUUGUUUCUCAGCUUUUGACACUAAUGGAUGGGUUAAAAUCUCGUGAUCAUGUCAUUGUUAUUGGGGCGACUAAUUGUCCCAACAGCAUUGACCCUGCUCUCAGAAGAUUUGGAAGGUUUGAUAAGGAAAUAGACUUUGGUGUUCCUGAUGGGGUCGGGCGCCUUGAAGUUCUUCAUGUUCAUACCAAAAACAUGAAACUCUCUGAUGAUGUUGAUCUAGAAAGAAUAUCGAAAGACACACAUGGCUAUGUUGGCGCUGACCUUGCCGCCCUGUGCACUGAUGCUGCACUGCAGUGCAUUAGAGAGAAAAUGGAGAUCAUUGAUUUGGAAGACGAUUCGAUCGAUGCUGAUGUAGUAAAUUCCAUGGCAGUUACCAAUGAUCACUUCCACAAUGCUCUUAGAGCAAGCAAUCCUUCUGUUUUAAGGGAGACUGUUGUUGAAGUACCCAAUGUUACCUGGGAAGAUAUCGGAGGACUUGAAAAUGUCAAAAGGGAACUUCAGGAGACUGUACAAUAUCCGGUGGAACAUCCUGAGAAGUUCGAGAAAUUUGGUAUGUCGCCUUCGAAGGGUGUUCUGUUAUACGGCCCUCCCGGAUGUGGCAAAACUCUACUCGCCAAGGCCAUUGCAACUGAAUGUCGAACCAAUUUUAUAAGUGUUAAGGGACCUGAACUGCUCACAAUGUGGUUUGGAGAGAGUGAAGCUAAUGUUCGGGAAAUAUUCGACAAGGCUAGACAGUCGGCUCCCUGUGUACUCUUUUUCGAUGAGCUCAACUCCAUUGCCACACAGAGAGGAAGCAGCGCUGGAGACGCCGAUGGUGCUGCUGAUCGAGUUCUUAAUCAACUACUCACAGAAAUGGACGGCAUGAACGCAAAAAAGACUGUUUUCAUAAUGGGGGCAACCAAUAGGCCUGAUAUAAUCGAUCCAGCACUUCUACGUCCAGGCCGUCUCGAUCAGCUAAUCUAUAUCCCUUUGCCAGAUGAAGACUCGCGCCAUCAAAUCUUUAAGGCCUGCCUUCGAAAAUCGCCUCUUUCCAAAGAUGUCGAUCUUCGGGCUCUUGCCAAGUACACUCAAGGAUUCAGCGGAGCUGAUAUCACAGAAAUAUGCCAAAGGGCUUGCAAAUACGCUGUAAGGGAGACGAUUAAGAAAGACAAAGAAAGGGAAAGUCGAAAAGUCGAAAAUCUCGACUCCAUGGACGAAGACAUUGAGGACGAGAUCCCGGAGAUCAAGCCUGCACAUUUUGAGGAGUCGAUGAAGUAUGCUCGUAGAAGUGUUAGUGAUGAGGAUAUACGUAAGCACAAGGCGUUUGCCCAGACCUUGCAACAGUCCCGGGGAUUCGGAACUGAGUUCCGUUUCCCCGAGACUUCCGGCGCUGCUUCUGCCUCGGACCCAUUUUCCGCGUCUGCCGGCGACGGCGACGAUCUGUAUAGGUAAAUGUCAGGUAAGGAAUGGCUUUCCCUAAUACUCCUUAUUGUUGUUGGCCUUUGGAUUUAGAUUUUUACAUUAGGAAGGAUGUGUAUAGUGUAAGUAGGAAUGC
Molecule: messenger RNA, 2551 nt
Organism: Andrographis paniculata
Lineage: Eukaryota; Viridiplantae; Streptophyta; Magnoliopsida; Lamiales; Acanthaceae
Product: cell division cycle protein 48 homolog
Exons: 9
Coding region: 1-2448 (815 amino acids)
Biological process (GO): autophagosome maturation; retrograde protein transport, ER to cytosol; mitotic spindle disassembly
Cellular component (GO): VCP-NPL4-UFD1 AAA ATPase complex; cytosol; nucleus
Molecular function (GO): ATP binding; polyubiquitin modification-dependent protein binding; ATP hydrolysis activity
Source: RefSeq, a predicted model, not a curated record